Messenger RNA from Neopelma chrysocephalum (saffron-crested tyrant-manakin), 829 nucleotides. RefSeq names its product zinc finger protein 154-like. The annotation marks the transcript as partial. Gene Ontology annotation, molecular function: DNA-binding transcription factor activity, RNA polymerase II-specific; RNA polymerase II cis-regulatory region sequence-specific DNA binding. The record is from RefSeq and is a predicted model, not a curated record. NCBI's taxonomy places the organism in Eukaryota, Metazoa, Chordata, Aves, Passeriformes, Pipridae. The transcript has a single exon. Gene Ontology annotation, biological process: regulation of transcription by RNA polymerase II.
CCUCCCAGCAGGCAGAAGCACUUCCGGUGCUUGGAAUGUGGGAAGAGCUUCAGGAAGAGCUUCAACCUCCUCACCCACCAGCACAUCCACACUGGGGAACGUCCCUACACCUGUGGGGAAUGUGGGAAAAGCUUCAGCCAGAGCUCCAACCUCCGCACCCACCAGCUCAUCCACACUGGGGAAUGGCCCUACGUGUGUGGGGAAUGUGGGAAGAGCUUCAACCAGAGGUCCAACCUCCGCACCCACCAGCGCAUCCACACUGGAGAACGGCCCUACCCAUGUAGGGAAUGUGGGAAGAGCUUCAGGGACAGCUCCCACCUGAUCCAACACCAGCACAUUCACACCGGGGAACGGCCCUACACCUGUAGGGAAUGUGGGAAGAGCUUCAGCCAGAGUUCCACCCUCCUCCAACACCAUGGUGUGCACACUGGGGAACGGCCCUUCACAUGUGGGGAAUGUGGGAAGAGCUUCAGCCAGAGCUCCAACCUCCACAUCCACCGACGCAUCCACACUGGGGAACGGCCCUACAAGUGCUUGGAAUGUGGGAAGAGGUUUCUGACCAGCUCAGAUCUCCUCAGGCAUGAGCGGACGCACACAGAUGAGAGGCCCUUCCGCUGCACCGACUGCGGGAAGGGCUUCAACCGGAACUCCGCCCUCAUCACCCACCGGCGCAUCCACACCGGGGAGAGGCCCUACAAGUGUGGGGAGUGUGGGAAGAGCUUCACUGGCAGGUCUACCUUGACCAGACACCAACAGACCCACCAGUAAGCGAAGCCCUCGAGUGCCCCGACUGCGGGAAGAGCUUCGGCCGCUGCUCCAACUCCAUCAG